AUGCGUGGUCUGCUAGGCGUCUGUGUAUGGGAGAUCCUGUCGUUCGGUGUGAAGCCAUUUACAGGACUUACAAACACCGAUGUAAUGAGGCGUGUGGCUGGGGGUGAGCGACUUUCUCGGCCAGCAGUCUGUCCUCUGACGGCCUAUCGCCUUUUGCUCGACUGCUGGAUGACUGACCCAGUGCUGAGACCCACAUUCGCAGUUCUCAAACCGCGUCUUAGGUACACUUAA
Protopolystoma xenopodis is the source of this 231-nucleotide messenger RNA. NCBI's taxonomy places the organism in Eukaryota, Metazoa, Platyhelminthes, Monogenea, Polystomatidea, Polystomatidae. The record is from the annotation of a GenBank genome assembly.